This is a messenger RNA of Trichoderma breve, 1410 nucleotides long. Its product is annotated as heterokaryon incompatibility protein (HET) domain-containing protein. The coding region runs from base 1 to 1410 and encodes 469 amino acids. The record is from RefSeq and is a predicted model, not a curated record. NCBI's taxonomy places the organism in Eukaryota, Fungi, Ascomycota, Sordariomycetes, Hypocreales, Hypocreaceae. The transcript is spliced from 2 exons.
AUGAUAGACGUUUGGAGCGAUAAAGGCUCAGCAGCUGCCCUCUCUGGAAAGUUUUGCACAGAGCCGCCUCUACCAAGCGACAGCUGUCCGGAGGCGUUCGCUUUCAUCAGAUCUUGGGUUCAGAAAUGCUCUCAAGAGCAUGAUUUAUGUAAAGGCACAUUCUCUAAGUCCUGGCUAGAUGAGGUUGCGGGUCCCAAACUUCCUACCCGAAUAUUGGACGUUGGGCUCCUAAAUCAUGAGUCUGUUUCUCUCUUUGAAACCAACGGCCAGCGAGGAGAAUUCUGCGCGCUCAGCUACUGUUGGGGCCCAGAAGGUACACAAACUCUUAUGACGACGAGGGAUACCAUCAAAGAUCAUCGGAAAGGCAUUCAAUUCAGCAGUCUGCCAAAGACCUUCCAAGAUGCCGUCAUUAUUACACGUGAGCUUGAUAUUCGUUAUCUCUGGAUCGACAGCCUUUGCAUCAUACAAGGAGACGAGAGCGACUGGAAGAGAGAGUCUGACACAAUGGCAGAAAUUUACCAGAACGCAUUCCUGGUGAUAGCGGCUUCAGGAGCUGCAAGCCCAAAAGAAGGCUGCUUUUCGACCGAAUCCAGAUGCCCAACUGCUGUAGAAGUUCCAUAUUAUUCAGCGGAAGGGCAGGCGGCUGGCUCUAUAAAGCUUUCGAUGCGUAUCUAUGGCAGAGAAUCGCCAGAUUGGGGGCCACUGUUUAAAAGAGGAUGGGCUUUCCAGGAGUGGAUUCUGGCACGGAGAGUUUUGCAUUACAUGCCCGUUGGCAUGACAUGGAAAUGCAAAAUGUUCGAGUCUGGUGAAAGAGACGACUAUGGUAUGGGACAGUGCGGUGAUGUGUGGGAGGAAAUACUAGAGCAAUACUCCCUACGUAAUUUCACCUACAAAAAAGACCGCCUAGCGGCCUUGAAAGGACUGGCUCAGGCGCAUCUUAAGAGGACCAACGACAAGUAUAGCCUCGGUAUCUUCGAAUCAAGAAUUUCAGAACAGCUUCUCUGGAUGAUGGAGAGCAUGGCAAAGGCUUCGGAAGACUUGACGGAUGUGCCUCACUGGUCCUGGGCUUCUAGAGGAGGGACGAAAUUUUUCUUGGUCGCAAUUGGCAACAAAUGGCAGCCAAUACACCACACACGAGCCGUUUUCGAGUCCUCUGGAGUUAUAAAAGUCGAUGGUUUCAUGGCACAAUCGAGAACUUCUAUCAUCAAGUCGAGAAAAGUUACUCGUACUCGCAAGCGAAUAUUUCAGGAUCUACUAUCUCUGUUCGGGUUUUUUAGGGAAGAUUCGUUGCACUGGAUCCAAAUCGUUUCCAGACAUACUCGAAUUAUCGGCAUAGCAGCCUUUGACAGAGACCAUUAUACAAAAGUGCAUAUUCUUUUUCUAAAACAAUGGAGAGACUAUAAAGAGUAA